AUGGGAUCUGUCUGUAUUAAUAGAUCAUCUAAUAAGAAUAAUGAAAAUCUACAAUACCCAAUUAUCAAUAAGCAAAUACAAAAGUCACCUCAUAGACAAUGUGCAUUGAAGAAACCAUCCACUCAUUCUGAAUUACUUGAAGAUGCUUAAGAAUUAACUUAAUUAGAGAGCUAUUUAGAGGAUUUAGAUCUUAAUAAAAGGUUUACUGAAGAAAAAAUAACUAAUGAAUAAAAUACAAUUCAAUAAGAACAAACAAGAAUAAACGAAAUUUAAUAGGAAGUGAGUGAAAAAUUAAAUAUCAUUGUAACUUAAACAAAAUUCUAAGUAGAAUUAUAAGAAUAAACUUCAGUAAAUUUAAGAAUGAAUUAAGGAGGAUCAGAUACUUAAACCAUAAGGAGUAUUUUAAAAGUUAAUUAAUCCAAGUCAUAAAAAUCAGUUAAUAGAAUCUUAUAAAUUAAGACUAAAAAAAAAGUCUCUUUUGAGGCUAAACACAAAAACAAUAAACUGUUUAUGUGA
Messenger RNA from Paramecium primaurelia, 516 nucleotides. The record is from the annotation of a GenBank genome assembly. Lineage: Eukaryota; Ciliophora; Oligohymenophorea; Peniculida; Parameciidae.